AUGAGAAGAAAAGAUCUAAGUAAUGGAGAAAGGAACACCAUUGUUCAAUUCCUUCUUCAAGAUAGCAAAAACGGCAAGCCGAAGAGAGGGAAGAUCCAAGAAGCCAUUGUCAAAUUCGGAAGCUCUAGGAGGACCGUGAGUCGGCUUUGGGCUGCGGCAAAAAAACAACAAGAAAGAGGUAAGCACAUUCAUUCGGCAAGCAUGAAAAUACAUCGACCACAUCGAAAAAGAGUGCAAAUCGACUUAGAGCUAAUCUCCAGCCUGGAAUUGAGCAAAAGAUCAACUAUUCGAAGUCUUGCAAGUGGCAUAAAUUGCAGUAAAAGUACAGUGGGUCGAUGGAUAAGCAAGGGAUUGAUCAAAGCUCACACAAGUGCAAUACGACCCGACCUAACUGCUCCUAACAAACUUCUACGCCUGCGGUUCAGCCUUGAAGCCAUAGAAUACGACCGUAUUCUGAAGGUACUUCAGUUCAAAGAUAUGCACAACACUGUGCAUAUCGACGAGAAGUGGUUUUAUAUGACAAAGGUAAAUCACAGGUUCUACUUAACCCCAGGAGAGGCAGAACCGCACAGAACAUGCAAAUCAAAGAAACACAUCAAGAAAGUGAUGUUCAUGUGUGCAGUGUGUAGGCCAAUAUUUGCAGAAGAUGGCAGCGUAUUAUUCGACGGAAAAAUAGGGAUUUGGCCAUUUACAGGAAAGAGGUGGCUCACGGUGGAGAAGCCAUGGACAACCACAGCAAAGAGGCGGCGCCUCUUGAAGCAGGCGAAUAAUUAG
Molecule: messenger RNA, 774 nt
Organism: Salvia miltiorrhiza (redroot sage)
Lineage: Eukaryota; Viridiplantae; Streptophyta; Magnoliopsida; Lamiales; Lamiaceae
Exons: 1
Coding region: 1-774 (257 amino acids)
Molecular function (GO): nucleic acid binding
Source: RefSeq, a predicted model, not a curated record